This is a messenger RNA of Spodoptera littoralis (African cotton leafworm), 480 nucleotides long. The record is from the annotation of a GenBank genome assembly. Lineage: Eukaryota; Metazoa; Arthropoda; Insecta; Lepidoptera; Noctuidae.
AUGAAGUUGUCUACGCCUAGAUAUACAUUUUGUUUAUUUUUUCAAGUUAUAUUCAUGCUCUGUGAUCUUUUAUUUAAUUGUGUAAGCUUAUUCCCAAGAAGCCGAGAUGGAUUACUUGUCCUAUUCAUAUUUCAAGACUUGUUCCUUGUACUCUCCAUCACAACGAUGUUAAUGACAUUCUUCUCAACCUAUUUGUUUCAAGCAGGUCUGGUGGAAGUGUUGGUGCGGAAGUUCCGCGCGGCGGGCUCGGUGUGUGUGGCGUACAUUGUCGCGAGUGUCGCGCUGCACGCCGCGUGGCUGCUUGAAAAAUGGGCUGAACCGGAGUCAGUGUCUACUCCUUUGCUGAUUUGCUUGUUUACUCUACAGAGAUGCUUAUCACCAUGGUAUUACUUCUUCUACAAGAGAGCAGCACUGAGGGUCAGUGACCCUCGUUUUUAUGAAGACAUUGACUGGAUCAAUCAGCAACUGCAAGCUCACUAG